Messenger RNA from Neltuma alba, 399 nucleotides. Its product is annotated as adenylate isopentenyltransferase-like. The transcript has a single exon. Gene Ontology annotation, cellular component: mitochondrion. The coding region runs from base 1 to 399 and encodes 132 amino acids. Gene Ontology annotation, molecular function: tRNA dimethylallyltransferase activity; AMP dimethylallyltransferase activity. The record is from RefSeq and is a predicted model, not a curated record. Gene Ontology annotation, biological process: cytokinin biosynthetic process; tRNA modification. Lineage: Eukaryota; Viridiplantae; Streptophyta; Magnoliopsida; Fabales; Fabaceae.
AUGGAAUUUUACAGAGGCCUUGAUAUCACCACCAAUAAGAUCCCUAUUGACGAGCGCAAAGGCGUCCCUCAUCAUCUUCUCGGCGAUGUCGACCCACAAAAUGGAGAGUUUAUGCCUUUAGAUUUUUGCUUGCGUGUUGGCUCUGUCAUCUCCGACAAUACUUCCAGGAGGAAGAUUCCCAUUGUUGUUGGUGGGUCUAACUCAUUCGUUCUUGCUCUACUUGCAGACCGAUUCGACCCCCAGAUAAAUGUAUUUGAUUGGUCGUUGCCAUCGAGUUUGAUCUCAUCGGAGUUGAGAUAUGAGUGCUGCUUCUUGUGGGUGGACGUGUCAUUUCCUCUAUUGUCAGAUUACUUGAUGAAGCGGGUCGAUAAUGCUCGACAUGGGAAUGAUGGAAGUUAA